AUGAGGCCCCAAAGGUUGAUACUUCCCCUCGCAGUUGUUCUAUUCAAUUAUGUGGCGCUAAAGUUGAUAAAAUGUCAUGAUCGAAGUUAUGCCCACCCGAAAAUUGUAAAACAUGAUAAACCUAAACAGAAACAUCACAAAGUCGAGCAUGAAAGUCCCGAUGAAGAGGUCCACAAGGAAGAUUCAAUCCCCAGUCCAAUAAAGAAAACCCUCGGCAGACAUAAACUCGCGAUAAUUGUCCCAUUCCGUGACCGAUUUGAUGAGUUGAUGGAAUUUGCUCCAGCGAUGCACUCUUUCCUCAACGAAGCUAAUGUGCCCCACGAAAUCAUCGUUGUCAAUCAAGUCGAUAGUUAUCGAUUCAAUCGAGCUUCCCUUAUAAAUGCUGGAUUUUUGUAUACGCUUGAUACAGAGAUCGACUACAUUGCCAUGCACGAUGUUGAUUUGAUUCCACAAACUCACCAGAUCAAAUACGAGUAUCCAAAAGACGGUCCCGUCCACAUCGCUUCCCCUGAUCUUCAUCCGAAGUAUCAUUAUCCUAACUACGUCGGUGGCAUUCUUAUGUUAUCGCAUACCGAUUUCAAGAAAGUGAAUGGAAUGUCGAACAAUUUCUGGGGCUGGGGAAGAGAGGACGAUGAGCUGUUUCUUCGAAUGAGAGACGCAGGUCUUGAGUUGCACCGGCCCAAGGGUGUAACCACUGGUUAUGAGACGUUUAAACACGUUCAUGACAAAGUAAAACGUCCACGAGAUUAUAAGCGUAUCGGAGAUCAGAAGAAACAGCAAUUCAAACGCGACCUCAAAGGCGGAUUCCACACGCUGAAGCACAAAGUCGCAAGAAUUGAUGAUCUAAACAUUAACAGUACUCCUGUUAAAAUUCUUCACGUGGAACUAGAGUGUAACAAAGAAGAGACCCCGUGGUGUGAGAACCAGUGA
This is a messenger RNA of Oikopleura dioica, 930 nucleotides long. The record is from the annotation of a GenBank genome assembly. NCBI's taxonomy places the organism in Eukaryota, Metazoa, Chordata, Appendicularia, Copelata, Oikopleuridae.